AUGGGAGUGUGUGUAUGUGUGUGAGAAGUAAGAGAGUGUGUUUGGUGGGGUGGUGGUGACAUUGAUGAUGAUCCAACAUGGACAAACAAACUUGCAGAUGAACAACAAUGCAAGCUUUUGUUCAAAGCUUUCUCUUUCUCUUUCAUGAUGUUGUCAUCUGUUUAUUUUUUCAGUGUGUUUUUCUGUAUCAUGAAUUUAUUCCAAUGGUCCCACCACCACAAUCAUAGGUGUUGUUGUUAACUUUCCUCUUCACAAUCCCAAUUUCCCAUUUCCACAUGCUAAUUUCUUGAUAAAAGAUCCAUACUUUGUGUCUUCUUCACCACCAUUAACAAAAAAAAAAAAAAACCCUAAAUUUUGCCUCUUUUGGUCAAUGGUCAGUCCACAUUGUAACAGGUCUGCUUAUGGUAGAAUCUUGACUGUAUGAAUAGAGAUCUUCAUCAAGAUCUUUAGGUAUUGCUAAAAAGUUUCAAUUUUUAUUUGGGAUUCUUGGUUUUGUAACCACCCUAUUGUCAAUUUCUCUUAUUCUUCUUCAUUGCAACCACCCCAUUUUUUUUUUUUUUUUUAUUUCUCACUUUUUUUACAGUUCUUUACACCUAAUUCUUAAGUGGGUUAAUGUUUAUUUCAUCUGGGGUCUCUCUUUUUGAUUGAUUAAACAAACCCUUUUCACAUUUUUGUUUUCUAAUCUUUGUAUUAUGACAUUAUCUUCAUAAUAGUUGGGUUGUUAAUUCUUGAGAUAAUUUGAGGUAACAUUCAAUAAAGUUAGGGUUUUUUUUUUUUUUUUUUUUUUUUUUUUUUUUUUUAUUAAGAAUUUGAUAUAAAUCUUGAAUGCCUGAUCUUUAUCAAGGUCCUUUAGUUUGGUCAAAAGUCAAAACCCUUGAAGAUUUGUCAUUUAGGGUUUAUAGAUCUUAGAAGGGAUAGUUUUUGUCUGUUAAGGUGUUGUUGAUCAUGUUCUUCAAGUAACAAGAUCCCUCACAUUGGUUCAAUGUUUAUCAAAUCUAAGAAUUCGAAUUCGGACCGUCUUGAUCUUGCUGAAGAACAGCUUGUUUUGCUGUAGUUGGUAUCUUCAAAAGGUGCUAAAUUGAGGCUUAUCAUCUUAUUUGUUCAAGAAGAGAUAAAAAUCAAGGAUUUUGUUUAACGAUCUCCAUUGCAUUAUGGCAAAAAGAUCACAUCAACGCCCUUCUCGACAGAAGAAAGACACAUCGGGUUGUAUGUGGGGAAUAAUUAGUAUGUUUGACUUUCGACAUGGUCGGACCCCAAGAAGGCUGCUUUCAGAUCGUAGAAGAUACACCGACAACAAUUCUUACGGUCCUCCAUAUCCUGCAUCCGAAGCGAGUUUUCCCACAUAUUCUCAGGAGAUGCAUUCAAGCAUUAAGGAUGUCGAAAAAACAAAAAAGACAAAAGUUGAUCUUACGAGGAUGAGGGUAAAGGAAGUUACCGAAGAAAAGAUGUUCUUUGACCUGGAUCCGAAAUCCAUAAGGAAAAAUCAUGAACGCGUGAAUAAAUCCAAAACGUUACAAAAAUCUUUUGACGAGGAAACGUCGAUUAGUCAUCAAGCUCAGAAAACGUCACAGUAUCAUGAUCUUGAAGCUCUUGUGAGAGAAAUCUUACUGAUUUAUCGAAAAAGGAAUGAACAGAAUGGUGAUCAUGGUACAUGGGCAAAACGGUCUUUUCCGAUAGUUGAAGAAAAGCUUAUUGCAGCCGUUGAGGCGUUGCUGAACGAGAAAUCAAGAAACGGAGACCACAAGAAGUUUCACCAUUCAAAAGAGAUGUUUAAGAUGUUGAGUUCGAAUAAAGAAAUGUUCUUGAAAAUCCUUCAUGAUCAAAACUUGAUUUUGUUAAACGAAGACCAGAAGUCAAGGUCAAGGUCAAAGGUUCAAGGGCCGGAGGAACCGGAACCCCUGACCCGUAAACAUCAAAAGAUCUUUAGAAGAAAGAGCAAGUCCCAAGAAUGUAUACAGUUGUACGAAAAGGAUAGAAUCGUCGUUUUGAAGCCCGGAUGUUCCGAAAAUCAAGUUUCGACGGGGAAUGAAACCGACAACGAUGAAAAUGGUUCACAGUUUUCGUUUACGAAAGUCAAAAGACGGUUAAAACACGCUAUGGAAAACGAGCAAGCAACACCGGGACCCACUGAACGAGCGGGAAAAACGGUUGACAGUGGAUGGAGUUCCCCAAAUCGAGAUCAUUUCUACAUUGAAAGAUUUACAAAGGUUAACAACGGGUUUAAAACAGGAGAUAGAUUUUCAAACUCACGUGCAGAUAAUCGGAUAUCAAACAUUUAUGUCGAGGCUAAGAAACAUUUAUCGGAAAUGCUCACAAGUGGCGAUGAAGAUGCUGAGUCAAUGAAGAGAAGCCUCCCGGCCCGCUCGAAAAGUCUUGGGAGGAUUUUGUCUCUUCGAGAGUACAACUCUCUUUCUCCGCUUAAUAGUCCUCGAGGUCAAACGAGACCUAUGGUCAACACAAGUCAACUGAUUGUGCCUAUUGAAAACCCCGAAGGGAAAAUUGCAGUUCUGGAUAAUGUGACUUGUGAAGGCGAUCAGGAGAUUGUGAAUUUGCCUUCAUGUGAUAAAGAACACAAAAAGCAACCGGAAUUGUGUGAACCCCGUGACUCUGUAACUGAAGAAGAUCAACCUUCUGAGAGCUUAGAACCGGAUUUACCCGAAAAGAAUGAGUUAUCUUCUUCUCAAAACCCUAACGAGCAUUCACUUGCAAGCAAGACCGAAGAUUUCAAGACCAGUCCCGAAAAACCUAGUCCUGUAUCUGUUCUCGAGCCGUUGUUUUCAGAUGACGACGUUACCCCUGCAAAGCCCGUCUCUCUACCUGUCGAAGCUGCGGUUCAGCCACGAUGCAUCGAAUUCGACGAGUUUGUUUCCGGUGUUGAAGAUCAACAAAUACGAAUCACAGACUCGGGGGAUAAUGAGGAAACCGCAUUCGAGUAUGUUGAAGCCGUGCUGCUUUCUUCCGACUUAAACUGGUCCGUAUUCGAAAACCGGUGGAUUUCAUCCGUUCAAAUCCUCGACUCGUCUUUAUUCGAUGAAGUAGAAACUUUUUCGAGCCAGGCCAAAUACGACCAAAAGCUUCUCUUUGACUCAACUAAUGAAGCUCUCGAAGACGUAUGCAAUCGUUUCAUUCCCGAAUCGCCGUUUAUCAAACAAAAUUAUUGGCCCGUUCCUAAAGGAAUGGACUUGAUAAACGAGGUGUGGUCGAGACUCGAGUCACGUCUUUGUAAGCUUUACCCUCGAGAUUUGAACACGCUCGUAAGCAACGAAUUGGAAACUAAUAGAAUGUGGUUGGAUCUUCAAAGCGGGUCACGUGAAGUAGUUUUCGAGCUUGAAGAAUCAAUCUUCGAAGAAACAAUCGACGAUGUCCUUUUUGAGUUUGUUUACUUAUAGAUGAUAUAACGAAUAACGGUCUAUCUUGGUCGUGAAACCCGAUUCGCUUGAAAUCGGUUUUCGAAAGAUGGUUUUCUUACUUUUAUUAAUGAGGAACUUAGAAUGUGGUUUUGGUGUGUUUUAUGUGAUUUUGGUCAUGUAGUUAAAAAGAUAUGUUAAUGAAAAUUAAUUUGUAACUAUUAGAAGCACUUUUGUCAA
Messenger RNA from Helianthus annuus (common sunflower), 3587 nucleotides. RefSeq lists its product as uncharacterized. Lineage: Eukaryota; Viridiplantae; Streptophyta; Magnoliopsida; Asterales; Asteraceae. The record is from RefSeq and is a predicted model, not a curated record. The transcript is spliced from 7 exons. The coding region runs from base 1152 to 3389 and encodes 745 amino acids.